CCCCGCUAUAGACUUUCAGGUAAGCAUCAAAAACUCGAUUCUAUCAUAAUAGUGCGCUCAACUUACAAGAGACUCAUUGCGCACACUGUAGGGCUGCAGAUAAGAUCAAGAUAAUUAAGAUGAUCGACGAAUCUAUACUAACAACCAAUAUGCCAAAAUUCAGUGAAGGAUCAUCUGUUAUGAUUCUACAUGAACGUCAUCCAAGAACAGUUCUCCCCUGGUAUUCUCAAGCUUUACGCCGAGCGAUUGCUACUCUCCUUCAAGCGGAUCAUGGGGACUCAUUAAUAUUAUCCGAGUCAAUGUCACUACUCAGCAGGCGGUUGUUAUCCGCAAUGUACCGCCGUGUCCAAUUCUCGGAAUGCGUCUACACGCAGUCUACUGUUACAAUUCCCCGGCUGAUGAGCUGCAGCUGGCAAGAGGUGUUAGACCUCUCACCGGGCUCUGCUUGGGAUGGCUUGCAACUUUAUAGCCCGGCUACGAGUCAGCAAGGCGACCCAUUGUUGAAGACGCACCAUAAGUCGAUGCAAUGGAUAUCAGCGGAAAGGCACCAAGAGGAAUUUCAAUGGUCGACCACAUCCCAAGAGGAUAUCACAUAUUCGUGGUAUGGUGUCUUCGGGAAGUGGAGUGCACUUGGGCGGCUCUUGCAGGAGGCGCAGAGUGCAUCUGAGCAGCUCUUGCAGGAGAUCGUGGCUCGUUCGGGUGACAUUACUGCGCUGGACUGGGUCGGCCAAUCUUCCGACUUCGAUAGCUACCUGCCAGAGGACAUCACAUCACACAAAGCUCUGCCAUCCAUAUUUUCGUCUUUGUCUGAAGAUGAGAUGCAGAAAUCAGUUGCCUGCCGCAUUCUGAAGUGCAUGUGGAGAGCGGAGCAUUUUCGAGCUAGACACCGACUGAAUUGCGGACGAAAUUGGCAUCGACGACACCACAAUACAAGACGCUGCAAUACAAGACACUGCCCACACACACACAAACCAGAAGCAUGCCAAAUAACACCGUACACCACAGGAAAGAUCACCUGCUGCGGCGGGAGCUCUCCUUGCGUCCACCCCCUUGCGGACGCCCGGUCCGUCAAAUAAAGGGUAGUACAACGGAAAAACCAACGGGGCAGAACUUUUCUUAGUCCGUACCGUGGGCCUCCCCUUUCUUUUCACUUUCUUGAUAUUCCUCAAUUUAUGUGCAAACUAUGAACAAAAUUGCACCUGUGCCAAUAGUAACCAUACCCUUUAGACUUUGUAAAAGAAUGUCACUCUACGUUGCUUAGAACAUAUGUAGAUGCUAUUGCCUAUGAUAUACGAACAUCAUCAUUCAACUGCACA
Molecule: messenger RNA, 1316 nt
Organism: Suillus subaureus
Lineage: Eukaryota; Fungi; Basidiomycota; Agaricomycetes; Boletales; Suillaceae
Exons: 3
Coding region: 120-1076 (318 amino acids)
Source: RefSeq, a predicted model, not a curated record